AUGGACCCGGGGAGCAGGGGGAUCGCUGGGGGCAUGGGGUGCCACCGCCUGCAGGACUCUCUGUUCAGCUCCGACAGCGGCUUCAGCAACUACCGGGGCGUCCUGAACUGGUGUGUGGUGAUGCUGAUCUUGAGCAACGCACGGCUAUUUUUAGAGAACCUCAUCAAGUACGGCAUCCUGGUGGACCCCAUCCAGGUGGUGUCUCUGUUCGUGAAGGACCCCUACCGCUGGCCUGCGCUCUGCCUGAUCAUCGUGGCCAACGUCUUCGCCGUGGCCGCCUUCCAGGUGGAGCGGAGACUGGCGGUGGGCGCCCUGUCGGAGCGGGCGGGGCUGCUGCUGCACGCGGCCAACCUGCUCACCAUCCUCUGCUUGCCCGCGGCCGUGGCCUUCCUGCUCGAGUCCAUCACUCCAGUGGGCUCCGUGCUGGCCCUGGCGGUCUACACCAUCCUCUUCCUCAAGCUCUUCUCCUACCGCGAUGUCAACCUGUGGUGCCGCCAGCGCAGGGCUCGAGUCAAGGCCAAGGCUGCUGCUGUGGGCAAGAAGGCCAGCGGCGGAGCUGCCCAGGGAGCCGUGAGCUACCCGGACAACCUGACCUACCACGAUCUCUACUACUUCCUCUUCGCUCCCACCCUGUGCUACGAGCUCAACUUUCCCCGCUCCCCUCGGAUCCGAAAGCGCUUCCUGCUGCGGAGGCUCCUGGAGAUGCUGUUCUUCACCCAGCUCCAGGUGGGGCUGAUCCAGCAGGUGAGCGGGGCAGGGAGGGGGGUCGGCUCUCCCGGCCGGCAGCCGCGCCCCAGGAGCGGCCGCCUGCAGCCCGUGUGUCCCCAGAUCCCGCUGGCCUGGCUCGUGGGCCGCUUCUUCCGGGGCAACUACGGCAACGCGGCCGUGUGGCUGUCGCUCAUCCUCGGGCAGCCGGUGGCUGUGCUCAUGUACGUCCACGACUACUACGUGCUGCACUGCGAGGCCCCCGCCGCGGGGGCCUGACCGCCACGGUCCCGGCUUCCUCCCGCCGGGAGGCCUCUCUGCCCCUAUGGGGCCUCCUGCUCCCUCGGGGGCGAGACCCGGCCCAGCCGGCGCCUGGGCUGCCCCUGCCGAGGGACCGAGGUUGUCAAUAAAGCGCUGU
Messenger RNA from Condylura cristata (star-nosed mole), 1123 nucleotides. It is a transcript of the gene DGAT1, whose product is annotated as diacylglycerol O-acyltransferase 1. The record is from RefSeq and is a predicted model, not a curated record. Gene Ontology annotation, molecular function: diacylglycerol O-acyltransferase activity. The transcript is spliced from 11 exons. Gene Ontology annotation, cellular component: endoplasmic reticulum membrane. The coding region runs from base 1 to 984 and encodes 327 amino acids. Lineage: Eukaryota; Metazoa; Chordata; Mammalia; Eulipotyphla; Talpidae. Gene Ontology annotation, biological process: triglyceride biosynthetic process.